GCCACGGAGCGAGAGAAAAUGUUAACAGGAGCCUAUAAUUAAUUUUCUUUUGUUUCUGUUCGAGAAAAAAACAAAACAAACUAUUCUACAUGCUGCCCGUAUGGAAAACGUUUUUGUAUCCGGACGCAAGGAGAGGCUCGCCUAAAGAUCAUUAAAACACAGAUUGCACCAAACCGGUUCAAGUUUUUAUCUGUGUGGAGUAAAAUUACUCCCCUGACGAGUGUGGACUAAUGAUGGCUUUAAUGGUUCACCUGAAGACGGUCGCUCACCUUCGGGGAAAAGGUGACAGGAUCGCCAAAGUUACAUUCAGAGGUCUGUCUUUCUACAGCCGGGUUGCAGAGAACUGUGAGGAGGUGGCACACUUUAAUGAGACAUUUCGAUGGCCCAUUGCCAGCAGGCUGGAUGGAAAUGAGAUGCUGGAGAUCCAAGUGUACAAUUACAGCAAAGUCUUUUCCAACAGACUGGUGGGGACUUUCUGUAUGGUGCUUCAGAAGGUGGCUGAGGAGGGACACUUAGAACUCACGGACACACUCAUCGACGAUAACAACACAUCAAUAAAGACCAGCAUUACCAUAGAGAUCAGAUACCAGUCUAUGGAUGGCACUGUGGGAGUGUGGAGCGACGGGGAGUUCCUAGAUGUUCCUGAUGACCGUGACGGCAUGUUUGCCUUUGAAACGGACAGCUUGCUGUCUGGACAAAGCCACAGUUCAGUGACGUCUCCUGGACGAUCCUUACAGGGAUCCAUACCAACUUUCAGGAAAGCGGGCAAGGGAGUUUUCUCAGCCAUGAAGCUCGGCAAGAUCAAGAGCUCUAAAGAUGACCACAGGAAAGGAGAUGAGCCGGCGGUCCUGGACAUGGAGGAUCUGGACAGGAAGGCGAUGCGUCUUGCUGGAUCACUGGACCCUGAUACCAUCUCUCUCGCCUCUGUCACUGCCGUCACCACUAACGUCUCCAAUAAGAGGUCAAAGCCAGAUAUUAAGAUGGAACCGAGCUCUGGACGACCAGUGGAUUAUCAGAUCAGCAUCACGGUGAUUGAGGCACGGCAGCUGAUAGGCCUUAACAUGGACCCGGUGGUGUGUGUUGAGAUUGGUGAUGAAAAGAAGUACACGUCUAUGAAGGAGUCCACCAACUGCCCAUACUACAAUGAGUAUUUUGUGUUUGACUUCCAUGUCCCUCCUGAUGUCAUGUUUGACAAGAUCAUCAAGCUCUCAGUUAUUCACUCUAAAAAUCUUCUUCGGAGUGGGACAUUGGUGGGAACGUUCAAGAUGGAUGUUGGGACUGUUUACUCUCAGCCUGAACAUCAAUUUUACCACAAGUGGGCCAUCCUGUCUGAUCCUGAUGACAUAACAGCGGGGUGUAAAGGAUAUAUAAAGUGUGACAUCGCUGUGGUCGGGAAGGGCGACAACAUCAAGACCCCACACAAGGCCAACGAGACUGAUGAAGACGAUAUAGAGGGGAACCUCCUGCUCCCAGAGGGAAUCCCAGCAGAGAGGCAGUGGGCAAGAUUUUAUGUGAAGAUCUACCGCGCCGAGGGACUUCCUAAAAUGAACACCAGCAUCAUGGCUAAUGUGAAGAAAGCCUUCAUUGGAGAGAACAGAGACCUGGUGGACCCCUACGUUCAAGUGCAGUUUGCUGGGCAGAAAGGGAAGACUUCAGUCCAGAAGAGCAGUUAUGAACCCAUCUGGAACGAGCAGGUCAUCUUCACUGAGCUGUUCCCUCCGCUCUGCAAACGCAUGAAGGUCCAGAUACGAGACUCAGAUAAGGUCAACGAUGUUGCCAUAGGAACCCACUUUAUUGACCUACGCAAGAUAUCAAAUGAUGGUGACAAAGGGUUCCUGCCCACCCUGGGCCCAGCUUGGGCCAACAUGUACGGUUCCACUCGUCAGUACACGCUGAUGGACGAGCACCAGGACCUGAAUGAGGGUCUUGGAGAAGGCGUGUCCUUCAGAGCCCGUCUCCUGCUCUCCAUCGCUGUGGAGAUCCUGGACACCACUUCACCUGAGAUCUUAAGUUCCACUGAGGUGCAGGGGGAGACUGUCUCUAACAUCUCAGAGAGCGCCACUGGGAAAAUAGAUGAGUUCUUCCUCUUUGGUUCCUUCCUGGAGGCCACCAUGAUCGACAGGAAGAUUGGUGACAAAGCGAUAAGUUUUGAAAUCACAAUAGGUAACUAUGGCAACCAGAUAGACGGUGUAAGCAAGCCUUCAUCAGCAAAAAAGAAGAAGAAGGAUGGGGAGAGUGAAGAAGAGGAGAACGAGCUCAUCCAGAACUCUAGCGAGGAUGAGGCAGACGAGGACGGGGACCUGGUCUCUGUCUCCUCCACUCCUCUAAUGAAGCCUGUCAUCACAGACAGGAAUUAUUUCCAUCUUCCCUACUUUGAAAAGAAACCAUGUGUCUACAUCAAAAGCUGGUGGCAGGACCAAAGAAGGCGACUUUACAACUCCAACAUGAUGGACAAGAUUGCUGACAAGCUGGAAGAAGGUUUGAAUGAUGUUCAGGAGAUCAUUAAGACGGAGAAGGCCUUUCCAGAGCGCCGACUCAGGGGAGUGCUGGAGGAGCUCAGCAUCGGCUGCAGUCGGUUUGUGACGCUGGCUAACAAGGAUGUGAAUCAGGCAGGCCGAACCAAACUGGAUCGAGAGCGGCUCAAGUCCUGCAUGAGAGAGAUGGACAGCAUGGGCCAGCAGUCCAAGCAGAUCAGGACUCAGGUGAAGAAAAACACAGUCAGAGACAAACUCAAGCUGGUGCAGAACUUCCUACAGAAGCUGCGUUUCCUGGCUGACGAGCCUCAGCACAGCAUCCCAGAUGUUUUCAUCUGGAUGAUGAGCAACAACAAGCGUAUCGCCUACGCCCGGAUUCCUUCCAAAGACAUUCUGUACUCCAUAGUGGAUGAGGAAACAGGAAAAGACUGCGGCAAAGUCAAAGCUGUCUUCCUCAAGCUGCCUGGUAAGAAGGGGUUCGGUCCUGCAGGAUGGACGGUUCAGGCUAAGCUGGAGUUGUAUCUAUGGCUUGGCCUCAACAAGCAAAGGAAGGACUUCCUCAAUGGUCUGCCUUGUGGUUUCGAAGAGAUUAAAGCCGCUAAAAUGGGCCCCGGUCUUCAGUCUGUCCCUCCUGUCAGCCUCGUCUACAACAUGAAGCAGGUGUUUCAGCUGAGAGCACACAUGUACCAGGCACGCAGUCUGUUUGCCGCUGACAGCAGUGGCCUUUCAGAUCCCUUUGCCCGGGUCUUCUUCUCCACGCACAGCCAAGUUACUGAGGUCUUAAGCGAGACUCUUUGCCCUACGUGGGACCAGCUGCUGGUGUUUGACGAUGUGGAGCUGUUUGGGGAGGCCAGCGAGCUGAGAGAUGACCCGCCCAUCAUUGUAGUUGAAAUCUAUGACCAGGACACUGUGGGCAAGGCAGAGUUCAUAGGUCGGACGUUUGCAAAGCCCACCAUCAAGAUGUGUGACGAGUACUACGGCCCCCCGAGGUUCCCACCACAGCUGGAGUACUACCAGGUUUACCGAGGGAACAGCACUGCCGGGGAACUGCUGGCUGCCUUUGAGCUGCUGCAGAUUGGCCAAGGAGGGAGGGCCGAUCUUCCUCCCCUUGAAGGGCCGACAGACUCAGAGCGUGGACCAAUUCUACCUGUGCCGUUGGGCAUUCGCCCAGUCCUGAGUCGCUACCGCAUCGAGGUUUUGUUCUGGGGCUUAAGGGACCUGAAGAGGAUUAACUUGGCUCAGGUGGAUCGGCCCCGUGUGGACAUAGAGUGUGCAGGUAGAGGUGUGCAAUCUGUCCUCAUCCAGAACUACAAGAAAAACCCCAACUUCAGCACCCUGGUUAAAUGGUUUGAGGUGGACCUUCCAGAGAAUGAGCUUCUACACCCUCCUCUCAACAUCCGGGUGGUGGACUGCCGGGCGUUUGGCCGUUACAUCUUGGUGGGGUCCCAUGCUGUCAGCAGCCUGAGACGUUUCAUCUACACAACCCCAGACAAGACCUCCAACAACUGGGCCACUGCAGCUAAGCUAAUGAAUGGCUACAUGGUCCUUACCAAUGGCGGCUCCCAGCCUCGCUCCUCACCCAGCCUUUCCUCCCGCACCUUCUCUCGCCCCGCAGGUGACAUCAUCAUCAACAUGGACACAGACCCUUCAGUUCGAAAGAUGGACACGGUGGUCAAGUUAGACGCUAUGUCUGACGCUGUUGUAAAAGUUGACAUGAGUGACAAAGAGAAAAGGAAGAAGAAGAAGAAAAAGAAGGGAGGAGUGGAAGAAGAGGAUGAGACAGAUGAGAGAGUGCUGGACUGGUGGUCCAAAUAUUUUGCUUCAAUAGAGACACUGAAGGAGACUCUCAGAGCCCAGGAAGCAGCUCAGGCUGAGGCAGAGGAGAGAGAGGACUUGGAGAUAGCUGCAGAGGCAGCAGAUAUCAAACCUGAUGACCUUCUUCUGAAAGGCUCCAAGACAAAGGAAAAGAGCAAAGAGAAGAAGAGCUCCAAGGACAAGAAGAAAGGUCAGGCUGCAGACAGCUCAGAGAAACGACCGGUUAAAGCAAAAGUGGAUGAGCUGUUGGUGUACAACAAGGAGCUGGAGAGUGAGUAUGGCAACUUUGAAGACUGGCUCCACACUUUCAAAUUGUACAGAGGAAAGGCCGGGGAUGACGACGAACAAGCUCUGGAUGACGACAGGAUCGUUGGCAGGUUCAAGGGAUCCUUAUGUAUGUACAAGCUACCUCUGUCCGAGGAGAUCACAAGGGAGGCAGGAUUUGAUCCUAAUAUGGGCAUGUUCCAGAACAUUCCACACAACGAUCCAAUCAACGUCCUUGUCCGUGUCUAUGUGGUCAGGGCUACAGAUCUUCAUCCUGCUGAUAUCAAUGGGAAGGCUGAUCCAUACGUUGUCAUCAAGUUGGGCAAAUCAGAGGUCAAAGACAAAGAGAACUACAUCUCCAAACAGCUCAAUCCUGUAUUUGGCAAAUCAUUCGAUAUCGAGGCCACUUUCCCCAUGGAGUCCAUGCUAACGGUGUCUGUGUACGACUGGGACCUGGUGGGCACCGAUGACCUGAUUGGAGAGACAAAGAUCGACUUGGAGAACCGUUUCUACAGCAAAUACAGAGCCACCUGCGGCAUUUCAUCCAACUAUUCUGUCCAUGGAUACAAUGUUUGGCGGGACCCUAUGAAGCCCAGUCAGAUCCUGAUGAAGCUCUGUAAGGAAGGCAAGAUCGAUGGACCUCAUUAUGGGCCAGGAGGCAAAGUCAAGGUGGCGAAUCGAAUCUUCCUGGGACCUACAGAGAUCGAGGAUGAAAAUGGUCUGAAGAAGCAGACUGAGGAGCAUUUGGCUCUGAAAGUGCUGAACCACUGGGAGGAGAUCCCCAGGGUGGGCUGCAAGCUCGUCCCUGAGCACGUGGAGACCAGACCCCUGCUGAACCCCGACAAACCCGGCAUCGAACAGGGACGCAUUGAGAUGUGGGUGGAUAUGUUUCCUAUGGACAUGCCUGCUCCUGGACCUGCAAUUGACGUAUCACCACGGAAACCAAAGAGAUAUGAGCUCAGGGUGAUUAUUUGGAAUACAGACGAAGUAAUACUGGAGGACGAUGAUUACUUCACUGGGGAAAAGUCCAGUGACAUAUUUGUCAGGGGCUGGCUGAAGGGGCAGCAGGAAGACAAGCAGGACACAGAUGUGCACUAUCACUCCCUGACUGGUGAGGGCAACUUUAACUGGCGCUUUGUCUUCCCCUUCGAUUACCUCAUGGCUGAGGAGAAGAUUGUCAUCUCAAAGAAAGAGUCCAUGUUCUCCUGGGAUGAGACUGAAUAUAAGAUCCCUCCCCGCCUCACGCUCCAGGUCUGGGACGCCGACCACUUCUCUGCUGAUGACUUCCUGGGUGCGAUUGAGUUGGACCUGAACCGCUUCCCUCGUGGCGCCAAGACAGCCAAGCAGUGUUCACUUGACAUGAUCCGAAAUGAGCAAGAGCUGCCCACCAUUUCCAUCUUCAAACAAAAGAGGGUGAAGGGCUGGUGGCCGUUUGUAGCCCGAGAUGAGAAUGAUGAGAUGGAGCUCACAGGCAAGGUAGAAGCUGAGCUUCAUCUGGUGACAGCAGAAGAGGCGGAGAAAAGUCCUGUCGGACUUGGACGAAAUGAGCCCGAUCCACUGGAGAAACCAAACCGCCCAGACACCACCUUCCUGUGGUUCCUGAGCCCGCUGAAAGCAAUCCGCUACCUGGUGUGCAACCGCUACAAGUGGCUGAUCAUCAAGAUCGUGGUGGCCCUGCUGCUGCUCAUCAUGCUGGGCCUUUUCCUCUAUAGCAUGCCGGGCUACCUUGUCAAGAAGCUGCUGGGGGCCUGAGAGGCUGCUGGGAGGACUGGGAGGGAGGUGGCCAGCCACAUAGAUGGGAAGAUGGAUAGGGGGAGACAAGUACGAGAAGUCUCCCUCAGUCUCACCCGCAGGAAGGGAGGCAGAGGGAGGAUCUGAUCGUCAUAAAACAGCUCGCCACCUUCCACCUUAGCUCUGAGGAGAGAGGCAGACCCUAACUGUCUGCUCCUCUAUCCAAUCUGCAGCCAGCCUAACAAAUCUAAUGCUCAGUAUCUGGACUCCAUCCUUGAACUGACUAAAAAGCAAUCAUUCACCACAAAGUAACCCCUUCUUCUUUUCAAGCAAUGUUACUCACAGCUUAUAAAGCUAAAUUGUGUCAGUGGUCAGACGAUUGCAUGGACGUUCAUUUCAAGUGAUGCUAUAAGAUCUCCCAUUACUGCUACAAUGUCUGCUGUUGAUUUUGGUAAAUAAAUAAAUUAACAAUGUUUUUGGUAACACUUAAUAAACCCCCUCCCCCUGUUUAGCAUUUGUAAGCACUAUACAUAGUUAGUUAAGCAGAUAUAACAACAUUUGUUGUACAGAAUUUUUUAACAAUUAUAACUUCUCCUGUGAAGACAUAUUUUAUAUUAUUUCGCCUGUGUUUUACUGUAUUUUCAUUCAUUAUCUGUACACCAAUCAGCCUCCAAUUUCGAGUGGAGACAAGAGGAGUUAUAGUUGUUCACAAAUUCAUUACUUAACACUUGUAUCUGCAUAACUGCAUUAUCAUUUAUUACAUCUUUAUAUACUGCUUAUAACUGCUGUGGAGGGGGGGGGGUUAAAGCAAAAUUGUACCUUUUUUUUAAACUAUUAUAGCUCUUGCGGUCUUUGCACACUUCAAGAAUAAUAAUGAAGAAACAAAAAUAAAGAUGUCUAUUUUCCUAAUGAAAUUCAAUGAGACACAGAACAAGUUGACUUCAAUAUUAGUUAAAUAAUGAAUAAGCGUUCUAAAGGGUUUAGUUCAACUACAAUGCUAAAUGUUUAAUCUCUUGGAUCAAAGCAACCAAACCAGACUUUGGUCAAACAUGAUUUGCAAAUAAUUAUAAUAAAACAAUGUUUUAUCCCAUUUUUAAAUUAUUAAUAUGCGGACCAGACUAUGAGCGUGUAAAUGCUCUUCAGUUCACUGUGCUACUGAUAAAACCCUCACAAGAGAUAGAUAGAUCAAACUAAUUAUUUGCAAAUAUAAUUUGACUGAGUCUGAUUUGAAAGUCCUCAAAAAUAACAAAUACUUCAAGGUUAUUACUGUUUUCUACCAAAAUGUAGACUUAUAUGUCAAUAUGCAUGCAUCAUUGUGAUAACUGACCGCAGAGGUCAUGUGUGUUGGCAUGACUUGUCUUUCCAGCUCGACACAAACCAAAUCACCAACCGUGUUAUCUUUAAUAUUACAGAUAAUGUGGAAAUAUGAUUAAAGUGCACUUGAGUUGAGUGGUAAAAGGGGGUCUUGGUUGAUUCUCAAACCUCUGGCCACAGCUUCGUGUCAGAUGCUGUUGUUUGCAGUGUCCAUUACUCAAUUUCAAAUUUGCCUGUGCUUGACCUCGUUUGUGUUGCAGUCUUUGUUUGUGAUUAUGUGUUUCACCAGUUAAUGUUUGCACUAAACUUGCCUGUUUUUACAAUGAAUUUCUGUUUAUAAAUCUGUUGAAAUGUGUGAAAUAUUUAUUAUCUGUCUGUUUUGGCAAUUUGAAAUAAACUGAAUU
Molecule: messenger RNA, 8002 nt
Organism: Morone saxatilis (striped sea-bass)
Lineage: Eukaryota; Metazoa; Chordata; Actinopteri; Moronidae
Gene: otofa
Product: otoferlin a
Exons: 46
Coding region: 231-6305 (2024 amino acids)
Biological process (GO): plasma membrane organization; synaptic vesicle priming
Cellular component (GO): synaptic vesicle membrane; presynaptic active zone membrane
Molecular function (GO): calcium ion binding; AP-2 adaptor complex binding
Source: RefSeq, a predicted model, not a curated record